Molecule: messenger RNA, 2531 nt
Organism: Phoenix dactylifera (date palm)
Lineage: Eukaryota; Viridiplantae; Streptophyta; Magnoliopsida; Arecales; Arecaceae
Molecular function (GO): ubiquitin protein ligase activity
Source: RefSeq, a predicted model, not a curated record
UUUUUUUCCUCCCCUGUUCCGACUCUCUCGCUCCGAGUCCACCGGAAGGAGGAGUCUAGGGUGAUCAAACCCUACCAAGUUUGAGCCGAUCUCCAUCUAUAAAGGAUCCUCUUCCCCUCCUCUUUGGCAUCGACCUUGAGAGCUCAGCUAUUGGAGGCUUGAUCGCUGGGCGUUCCGUGGGGGGAACUGGGUGGGUUCGCAGUCGAGCCGGCUGGAGGAGCUCGCCGGAGGCAAGGGAAACAAUUCGUUGGACAAGAGGACAUUGAGCAGGGUUCUGCGCACUCCGGUUCGUAGAUCGUGGAGUGGGCAGGCGAUUAGUUUAUCUGGGCCAACUUUAUUGUUUGGGUGUCGGUGAUCAUCUUUGGGGUAAAUUUCCUAUUUUGCCUCUGCCACACCAGCAUCACAUCAGAUUGAGCAAUCUGGUGGGUGCUCCAUGGCUUUUUCUAAAGGUGAAAAGAUGUGAAAAUGGCCUGCAUUCUUGUUACUCAGACUGUGCAAUGGAACGAAGAGUCAGUAUUGCAGGGCUGAUGCUAUUCCUGCUUAGCAUAAAUUAUUUGAGCAGAGGAGAGAACACUGAUUUCUUCAUUUUUAGCUACUGCAUUUCUCAUUUAUGAAAGACAUUUCCAUCCCGAAAUGGAUGGGUACAUGGGUAGGAAAACUGCUGUGGGGCUUGUUUUUUCUAGAGGAGGUUCUAUCCUUGUUUUUAGAGAACAGAACUUUGAGGACAGAAGCAUCAAGCAUUGUAAUCGAUUAGCAUGCAGCACUAGGCUGCACUCCAUGAACGGCAUCAAAACUGGCAAUACAGAAAAGGUCAAAUAUUCGAGGGGGUUUUUUCACUCUAUGAACAGCAGGACGAUUACUGGAAGCUCUUCUAUAUCAUGUCAUGCCUGUGACCCUAGAAAGACUCAUCAAGAGCCACGGAGACAAACAUCUUUGCAAGGGAGAGCUAUUGCAGAGAGCAGUAAUAGGCAGAGGGAGAUUGAAGAUUUGGAUUGUGAAGGCAGAAGAUGGGAGGUAGACAACUUGGGAUAUCAUAGCAGACAGGAGGGGCCAGAAGAUUCUGAAUCCAUUCACAUAACUAGAUGCAAUCAGACUGUAUUUUCUGAUCGUGAUGACUUUGGACCUGUAAAUCCUCAAGGGCUUUCCAGAAAUGCAGCUGAAGCAUCGGGAAGCUGCAGCACUAGAUUGAAUUCAAGAGCGUGUAAGCAAGUCAGCCGGCAAUGCAGAUAUGGUGAUCAGGAAGCCUCGUCAAGUUCCUCCACCAGGCAUUCUUUUACAUCCAGAAAUGCCAGCCGGGCUGCUAGGCAUGCUUCAAGAGGUGGGGGAGCUGAGUCAAAGAAGUAUGAUCUCAAACAUCUUCGGUGCACAUCAUCAGAUAUUCUUCCAUCAGGUUGUUCUUCCUCCAAUUCUGGUGUUAACAGAAGGGUUAACACACUAAGAAAGAGAUCCUUGAAUGGAGGGAAUUUGUCAGCAAGAGGCCAAAGCAAGAAUGCAUUAAGUGGAGCAAAUUCGGGUUCUCCAAACAGAGGUUCUUCCAUCCAUGGCCUCUCUCUUCCAGAGCACUCGAUGCCUCAACAGGCUUUAAGAAGGACGGGUGCAGUCUUGGUAAGAACACGCCGGUCUCCUAGUGGGGUGACUAGAACAAGGUUAUCAGAAGAAAGAGAUCACCCUCUUUCAGCACCUGAGCCUGAAUAUAGCAGCACACAAAUGUUCAAUGUCCCUAUGGGAGAUGGAAAUGGCUGCCAGCACUUUAGCAUGGAAGGAAUUGCAGAGGUUCCGUUGCCACUGGAGAGGAUUGAACAGGAUGAGGAAUUAACUUAUGAGCAACUAUCGGGGCUAGUUUUGGAUGGCCUGAACUUCCACGAUCAACAUAGCGACAUGAGGAUGGACAUCGAUAAUAUGACAUAUGAGGAAUUGUUAGCCCUGGAGGAGAAAAUGGGCACUGUCAGUACAGCCCUCACAGAAGAAGCAUUGUCAAAAUGUCUUGAAAGAAGCAUAUAUGUGUUUGCUUGCUGUGAGGAAGAUAUCAAAUGCAGCAUAUGCCAGGAAGAAUAUGUCGACCGAGAUGAGGUGGGCAAGUUGGCAUGCAAGCAUCGUUACCAUGUAACCUGCAUUCAUCAGUGGCUUCGGCAGAAGAACUGGUGCCCUAUCUGCAAAGCCUCUGCACGUCCAGUCUCCUGAAGCCCUCGUAGCUUAACCACUGCAACAAGGAUAGCUGAACUUACCUGUUUACAGCUCUCUCCUAUCUUUGUGAAUAACAUCAUCCUUCACAUUCUUUUGGAAUAAUGUGUAUAGAUCAUGGGGGCUUUUCCAAAUUAUUUUUUGCCGCCCCAAUUGUCAGCAAAACUGUGUUUUCUUCUUUUCUUUUUCUUUUUUUUUGCUAGAGAAACUGUAUUUUCUUUAAGAAAGGAAAAAUGCUGUCAAUGGGAAACCUUCUUAUAUGGGGGCUUCCUGCUCCUAUUUGAUUUGUUUUGUUUUCCAUCAUUAAACUUAUAAAAUGGUGGUUUCAGGGUCAUUGCCUGAUUUUGUGA